UAGAUUUUAUUCAAGUAUUUUUAAGAAAGACUAUCGUCAGUGUACGUGAGUUGGUGUUAGGUUAGUUGAAUCAGACAAAAUGUCUUCCGGGUCUGAAAGCGUAUUUGCAAGGUACUUUUACCCAGUUGCUUUUGCUGGUGUUGGGGUGGCUACUGUUGUUAUAACAAAUAUUGUAUCACGUCGUCCAGCUAUAAGCGGUAUACAGAAGCAUAUUAUUAGCUUGGGAACUGGUGCUGUACUUGGGGAGAUGUUCUAUAACCGUCAGAAACGUAUUACUGCAGAGAGAGAUGCUGUUAUCAGACAUUACAUUCAACUUCAUCCAGAAGACUUUCCAGAACUAGAACCUAAGAAAUACAAAGAAAUUUUCGAACCUUGGCUCCCAAUUCGUUGAUUCAAAGUGUUUUGAAACAAAUUAGAAGUGGUUUUAAAUAGCUUAAUGAAUGCUGUAGACUAUAUCUGUUUAAUUUGGUUCCAUCAACUUAGAAAAGCUAGGGUUACUUCUAAAGACUAGAACUUACCAACAUGUACAGUCAUCAAUAUUUAUAUGAUGAAAAUAAAGUUCAAUAAAAGCACAAAUAAUUA
Messenger RNA from Limulus polyphemus (Atlantic horseshoe crab), 582 nucleotides. RefSeq names its product NADH dehydrogenase [ubiquinone] 1 subunit C2-like (gene ND-B14.5B). The transcript is spliced from 3 exons. Gene Ontology annotation, biological process: mitochondrial electron transport, NADH to ubiquinone. The coding region runs from base 80 to 391 and encodes 103 amino acids. The record is from RefSeq and is a predicted model, not a curated record. Gene Ontology annotation, cellular component: mitochondrial inner membrane. Lineage: Eukaryota; Metazoa; Arthropoda; Merostomata; Xiphosura; Limulidae.